AACCAAAGCCGAUCCUAAUAGGAGCGGGCGCGUCUCUUUCGUUUGCGACUGUGCGCUGUGUACCCGUUGUGUCGCAGUAAUUUUUGCACGUAAUCGCGCGAAGCCGUAUGGAUUCGGCGACGGGUGAUGUUCCCAGUAAAGACGAGAAGAAAGCGCAGCUUGACGACCUGAUCGAAAAAAAGAAGAGCGAGUACUUGAGCCUCCUUCAACAAAGCCAGGAACACGAUCCAAAAAGCGCCGAGGACCUAAACCAAAGGAAGUACGAGCUUGCGCUGGCAUACAACGAGCGCGGUCAGAUGAACUACAGGAUGAUAGAAUUCGACAAAGCCGUGGAGGAUUACACGGAAGCCGUGCGUUACUGCGAUUCUCUGGCGGCUGCGUACUUCAAUCGUGGAACCGUCAAGUACCGGAUGGGUUAUUUCGACGUUGCUUUGCCCGACAUGGAAAAGGCUGUUUCGCUGGAUCCGACCAACAAGGAAUUCCAACUGGGACUAAAAGAAACCAAAGCGCAGCUUUGAAGCUGCACUCUACCAAAUAAACGAAAACCAACCCACAUAUGUUGUGAAAGUUGAAGACUAGUCGUUGAUACCGUGGUCAAACAGAGCAGUGAAUGGGACCAAUACUAGAACAGUCGAACCCGAGAGCUUUUUUUUUUUAUUUUUUAGAGAUAAAAUUUAUUAUGUAUAAUUAUUGUGAGUGUUGUGUCACCACAUGAAAUGCAAACUGUGUUGUGAAGCUACAAUGCAAAACAUAUUACUUGAGCACUAAGCAGUCUUGGCAUGGAAUGAAAAGCACACAAACUAUAAGGAGUUCGCACGAUACAUAGUGAAUGUGUGCACUUUGGCCUUGUGAUUCUUACAAUUGCAUUACAUACCUUUCAUCGGGAACAAAAUGAGUGUGUUUUAAUUGUGUGAUAACAGUCUUCAAAGUCUAAUAGCAAAAUGAUAGUAGUUUCAGUGAUGGUGGAUGUGUCAAUCGAGUUAGGUGCAGAAUCUUGAGUUUUUGUAACAGAAAGUAAGGUGAACACUUACAGUUGUACUUUUUAAUUCUUUACUGUAAUAUAUGAACUUUUGAACUAUGUAAUUGUUUACUGUGACAUAUGAACUUUUACACCGAAUAGAAAAUAAACUAUUUUGCAUAA
Molecule: messenger RNA, 1141 nt
Organism: Rhipicephalus sanguineus (brown dog tick)
Lineage: Eukaryota; Metazoa; Arthropoda; Arachnida; Ixodida; Ixodidae
Product: tetratricopeptide repeat protein 32
Exons: 3
Coding region: 108-518 (136 amino acids)
Molecular function (GO): protein binding
Source: RefSeq, a predicted model, not a curated record